GGCGGCCGUUGGGUGGCCGUUGGGUAGGCGGAGCGCGGCGGCCGGCGGCGAGCGGGGCCGGCGGGACCCGGCAUCGGCUUCCGUGACCGGGGAGCGGCUCCGGACCCCGGUGGCGACGUGUGUGUGUGUGUGUGUGUGUGAGCGGUUCCGCGGGGGAAGGAGAUGGAGCUGCUGCCCAGCUCGGCUCCCCUGGCCACGAAGCUGCGGAACACCCUGGUCCAGUACCACGGCAUCGCAGACAGCGAGUGGCGGGUCGCCAAGAAAACGAAAGAUGCAACGGUGUGGCGUAAACCAUCAGAGGAAUUCAGUGGAUACCUCUACAAAGCUCAAGGAGUGGUGGAAGAUGUUACUAACAGAAUUGUGGAUCAUAUUCGCCCUGGACCUUAUAGGCUGGACUGGGACAGCUUAAUGACUACAAUGGACAUCAUGGAAACGUUUGAAGAGAACUGCUGUGUGAUGCGUUACACCACUGCUGGCCAGCUCUGGAAUAUCAUAGCACCAAGGGAGUUUGUUGAUUUCUCUUACACCACAAGCUAUGAAGAUGGUCUUCUAACAUGUGGUAUUAGCCUUGACUAUGGAGAGGUGAGACCUGAUUUUGUCCGUGGAUUCAAUCACCCUUGCGGCUGGUUCUGUGUUCCUCUUAAAGACUAUCCUAGCCACAGCCUUUUGACGGGUUACAUUCAGACUGAACUGCGAGGGAUGCUGCCACAGUCUGCAGUAGACACUGCCAUGGCUAGUACUCUAACCAAUUUCUACUCUGACCUCAAAAAGGCUCUGAAAACAUAGGCAAAAAGUGACUCGGAAGCCCACGCGUUUCUUGCAAUCAAAUUACGUUGUUUAGCUUAGCAUAGGUUAGCUACUGAGUUCAGAGGUAACAUUGUUCCUGAAUGGUUCCUGAACCUUUAUGUAGAGGGAUCCAAACAACUUUGAUGUGAUACUUAGCAUACAUUCCUAUUUCACAGCACAAGAUUUUGUUUCUUGCUCAGCACACUGCAGUUGUGUGAGGAGUAGUCUGAAUCUAAACACAAGAUGACUGUGGGCUUGAAAAAUGCAUUACAAACUCGGCUCUCACCAACAGUACUGAGAGUAGGGUACUCAGGAUUUUGUGAGUGCAGGUUGCUGUACAGGCAGCAUCUCAUUGGAGAUGUAGUUUUGUAAUAUAUAUAUAUUUUUAUAUUUACUUUAAAUUUUUGGUUUAUGUAGUUUGUACAGGUGCAUCUUUAAUUUCUGUUUUAGAAAUUUGCUUUGAUUUACUAUUGAGAUGGUCCAUAGCUAAAUUUUUAAACAGUACUGUUCAUAAGAAACUUAUUAGCUCAUGUUAGCAAAAUAUAUAUUCAUUAUUGGCAUUUCUUUGAUAUUGUAACUGUAGCUUGAUAACUGUUGUAACAGUCUCAGUGCAUAGAUAAAGAAAUGUCCUUACAGCUGAUCCAAAGCUCAUUUAAGUCAUCAGGUGUCUUUCCAUAGUUUAUAGUGGGCUUUUAAUCAUGCAAAUAAUUGUCAAAAUAGCAAACAUCCAAUGGAUCCUCUGUAAUACUCUGCACUCCUAAAUGAUUUUUUACUUGAAUUUGCAUGUAAUUGUGUUCUCUAGCUUAAUUUUUGUCUUCCUAACGUGAGAAACCUGGAGUUACUAGAAGUACAGACAGUACCACUAACUUGCUUCAGACACAGGCAUUGGUUUAACCGCAAGAGUACAGACUGCACUUUCUGUUGAUUUUUGCAGUAAGUGAAAUGAACAUCUUAAAACAUGAGGAACUGAAAGUCCAGGCACAAGCUGUAGAGUUGCUCAGAGCCACUGGAUGGUGGAGGGUCUCUGUGCUGCUAGGAAUCUGAAUUCUCUUUAAAACGUUACAUUGAGAAUUUAAUGUUGGUAUGCAUCAUUUGCUCAGGUGAGAUUGUAAUUAUCCCUGUGCUUUACCAGUGCAAGUCUGCACAUUAAUUUGGGAAAGUACCUUAGAGCCAUAGUAUUUUGGGACCAGCUGUAUACAUACAAUCCAAGGACACAAAGCAACAGCCUCAAGUUGUGCCAGGGGAGGUUUGGAUUGGACAUUAAAAAGAACAAAAUCAUGGAAAAGGUGGUUAGGGAUUGGAACACGCUGCCCAGGGAAGUGGUGGAGUCACACUCCCUGGUGUUAGGUGGAUGAUUGGGCUUAAUAAUCUUAAGGGUCUUAUACAACUUAAAUGAUUCUAUGAUAAUAGAGGAAGCCAUGCAUAGACUACAUGUACAGUCGCUAACCUCUGGAUAUUGAUGUCUCAUUUUUUUAAGAUUCUGGGCUGAUUGAGGGGUUUUGAUACAGAUGUAUAUAGAGCAAAAUACUCCAUUGCUCCAUAAAGAGCACAGAUUAAACCUGCACAGAGCCACUUCACUGUUAGAGAAGCAGGUCAACAGGAGCUCAAGACUCUUUUGAGAGGAUGUGUGCAGAGCACUGCAGAAAAGAUCACAAGGUCCUUGUAGUAAAUACCCAUUAUAAGGGCUCUAGCAUCGCGAGAGUAUCAAGCCUUAUUUGUGUUAAGUGAAAUGGCUUUUUACACUUUCAGUGAAGAUAGGCUGAUGAAGCACAGAGCAGCCAAAGAAGGCUUGCGUUUAAACAAGAAAAUCACUGGCAUUUAAAGUAUGAAAGUGGUUUUUAUAUACAUUUUCUCCAUGCAGGUUUCCUUUCUAUUGACGGAGUAGUUUUCAGUAACAGUCCUAGGGGUGGAAAGAUUUUGUGACUAAGGGCAAAUAUCUGAAAGCAAAGCAGGCCUUCUAUUUUGCAUUGUGGUACAUCAUAAUUUGUUCCUUUAGCACUGAUUAAGCUGGCUUCAUAUGUUUUAACACAAGUAGUCUAUUGCUUCUGCCAAUGAGUCUUAACAUUAAAGUUAAUAACAGAAUAGAGAUUACAGAGGCAGAGACGGGAGCUAGAUGUUUUUAUGUCAGCAUAAUACAAUUCUUCAGUUUUCACAUAAAGAAGUCAUGGAAAAUGCUAGCAUACCCUAAGGAUUUAUUUUGGGGAUCCUCAUGCUUGUCAAAAAAAUUCUAGUUUAGGAGCACAACAAUUGACCAAGUAUGCUGAUUACGCUGCUGAAGCAAUGCAUAGCUGGUAGCCCUACACUGAUUAUUCUAAACAGUUCAUCUAUAGAGUAAUACAGAACUGUAAGAAAGGUGUCCAGUUUCAUAUGGUGUUCUAUUUGUUUAAAAUCAAAACUUUCUUUCUUUUCAUAUAGCUAGGGAUUGAGAGGAGUGUUAGAUCAUGCGGCACAGCUGGUUUUUUUUUUUUUUUUUUUUUUUUUUUACCAGAGUACAUUCAGAACGAAGAAAGCCACAAAAUCAAGUACUGAGCAGAUCAGAACCUCUUUCCCCACCAUUGUGUUGCUUUCCCCCUAAGGUAAUGGACAGUCUAGAUGGAGCAAGGUGGUAUAAAUAGGAAGAGAACUGAGGGGACAAAAGUGCAGGAACAUGUUACUUGGCUUAUUAGGAGGUAGUUUGAGACAAAGUAAAUUAUGUUGUGUAGAUUGCUGUCAUCAUCACAACAGCAGAACUUGUGCAUGUUUGUGAGGUUAGCCAAUAUUCUUGUUGGGAAGGGUCACAGGCUACAUUCAUUACCUCAGUUUAGUGUUUCAGCUAAACUAGAGUGGGACAGUGUCAUCUGAAAGUAGCUUCUGAAUGACGUGCCCAAGAUACCGGGAGAAAUAGCAUGUAUAUAAAUGCAUCAAAUUAUUUUUGUAUGACUAGUAACUGGGGGGAAAAUAAAUACUCUUUUCAGGGGUUUAGGCAAUAUACCAGUUUAUUUAAAGUUUGGCACUUUAACUAGGUCCUGUGUGUGUGGAUGGGAAGGAUAGCUAAUGAUAAGAUGAUUUUCAUGUUUAGCUUUUGUUUGUCGUUGAAAACCUUCAUCAUUGAACCUUGUGCGUAAUUGUGCUGCUUGUUUUGUACUCUACCACAGCCUGCUAGGAGGUGGAACAGUACCUCAGACAGAUACUCUGGGAAAAGCACAAGCCUUGAUCUCACAUUUGAUUAAUUUAUAAUUCUUUUAAUAGACCAAAAUGUGAAGACAGUGUAUAAUUCCUUCAGUAAUCAUAAAUAACCAGAACUGUUUGAUGAUAUGAGCUGGUGAUUAAUAAACCUACAAGGUUCAUUGCUGGAAAAAGAGCCAUGGUUCUACUGAAACCAGUCAAGUUGUGCCUAUGUUCAGAAAGUCAAAAUCAAUCUGUGUUAACAGUGGUUUUAACUGACUGUGUUCAGUGCUUAAGAGAUUUGUGUUUAUAUUUUGAAUGCAAUUGCAGAAUAAAUUAAAAUAUGAACU
This is a messenger RNA of Oxyura jamaicensis (ruddy duck), 4280 nucleotides long. RefSeq names its product StAR related lipid transfer domain containing 4 (gene STARD4). Gene Ontology annotation, molecular function: cholesterol transfer activity; cholesterol binding. Gene Ontology annotation, cellular component: endoplasmic reticulum; cytosol. The coding region runs from base 163 to 786 and encodes 207 amino acids. NCBI's taxonomy places the organism in Eukaryota, Metazoa, Chordata, Aves, Anseriformes, Anatidae. Gene Ontology annotation, biological process: cholesterol import; intracellular cholesterol transport; cholesterol transport involved in cholesterol storage. The transcript has 5 exons. The record is from RefSeq and is a predicted model, not a curated record.